UGAUCCCACGCCCCUUUAUUGCCCACUGGGGAACUACGCUCUAGCAAGUAAAAAUUUUGACAUUGACGCGAAGUGAAGAUAGUUACAUGUUGCGAUCUUCCUUUUCAAUGCGCGCGCAACAGUAACAGAUGAAAUGUGGAGUCCGGUGGACAGCGGCGGAGCGGUGGAUGCGGGUACCGGCGGGACACGCACAGCGGCGGCGCCCUGCUCGCGAGGGAAGCACUCCGCCACGCUAGUGGGCUCGUACGUGUACAUCCUGGGCGGCCGCGGCGCCGGCGGCUCCGUACCACUCAGAGACUUCUGGAGAUUUCAUUUAGGCACCGGCAAUUGGGAGCGCUUGGAGACACAGGGCGAAGCUCCUCCCGCGCUGCAGGAACACACGGCUACGGCCCACGGGAGCAAACUGUACGUGUUCGGCGGAGAGGCCGGAUCCAUCUCCACGGAGACGCCGCUCUGGAUCUACGACACGGAGACGUCAUUAUGGCGAAAGUUGGUGGGCGCGACGGAAACUCUGCGCAGUCGCAACAUUCGCGAGCAAAAGAACGGCGCGAUCAGCCCGCGCGGCCGCCGCGGUCACUCGGCUCACGCGUUGAAAGACUGCCUGCUCAUUUACGGCGGGUAUAAGGACUUCAGAGGAUCCACGAACGAGCUAUGGGCUUUCCAUUACGAGACGGAGUGGUGGCAGCAGGUGCGGCAGGGCAACGCGGGCCCGGCGCGGCACCGGCACGCCGCGGCGCUGCACGACUCGCGCCUGUACGUGCACGGCGGGCAGCGCGACCUGCGCGACUGCGCCGACCUCUGGCACUACGACACGCUGUCGCGGAUGUGGACGCAAGUGCGGACGCCGGCCAAGACGUCGCCCGCCGCGCGCAGCGGCCACGCGGGGCUGCGCGCCGGCGCGCACUUCUACAUCUUCGGCGGCGAGGUCGACGGGCACCCCACCAACGAGCUGUGGCGGUUCCACUUCGCGACCGAGACGUGGGAGCGCGUGGCGCAGGGCCUGCAGUGGCCGCUGCCGCGCGUGGACUGCGCCGCGCUGCUGGUGCCGGGCGCCGGGGCCGCGCCGCGGCGGGAGCCCGCGCCGGCGCCGCGGCCCGAGCCGCCCGCCGGCUCCAUGCGCGAGCUCUCCAAGCUGCCGUCGUUCCGGCUGCGGCGCGCCGCGCGCUGCUCGUACAGCGUGCUGGGCGAGCGCGACUCCACCGAGAGCCUGCCGCGCGACGCGUCGCCGGCGCUGCCCAAGUCGCGCUCGUCCGCGGCGCUGGCGCGGCCGCCGCGCGCCGCGUCGCCGCGCGAGGCCGACGAGGCGGAGCGGCCGGCGCAGCCCGCGUCCGUGCCCGACUUCGCCGACGUGGCGCUGGCCUCGGACGAGGACGAGGGCCCGCGCCGCCCGCCCGUGCGCAAGUCGGCGUCGGUGCGCUUCACCGCCGACGACGAGGGCGAGCUGUCCACGUCGGACUACGCCAGCGCCGAGGCCGGCUUCGCCAACCCGCACUACCUGGGCCCCGACGUGCGCGGGCUGGGCGCGGCGCUCACGCCCGACUCGGGCGUGGCGCCCGGCGACAUCGAGCUGCAGGAGCUGCGCCGCCCGCGCCCCGCCCCCGCCCCCGCCCCCGCGCGGCUGCACCUGCUGCUGGUGGGCGGCAAGGACGCGGCGCACCCGCUGCUGCGGCGCCCGCUGUCGCUCUGGACCUACCGCCUGCUCUAGCCCCUCGUGCGGCCGACGACUAUGAAUUUCUAGACACGAUUUUACGGUAGAAUUUUACGAGGCUUUAGACGAGACUGUGACGUCCAUUUUGUAACGGGAGGCUGUCGCGUGGAGCGCCGAUUCCGGGAUUCGUGGGAAUUCUUGUAGGUCGAUACCUAGUUUCGGGAGGCAUUUGUUGAAUUUUUUUCUUAUAUUUUUAUUGUUACUUUUAUUUACGUUAUUAAUUAUUGAGUUUCACUUUUUUACGAUGUGCGAUUAUACAAAUACCGUUAAGAAACUCUUCCACCGUCGAUUAGUCGUAUAGGAGAAAGGAAAAGAAGGUAUACUCAAAUAACCGAUCUCCAGACGUGUUUACCUAACAGACGUAGCAUAGCGUAAUACUUAUUACGUACACGGCCGGCAGUAGCGCUAGUGCGAAGACCGAGAAACGUACGUAGUACUUUCGAUUAUACAACUCUGCGAACAUGAUGCGAUGUCGCGACAACUUUAUGACGCACGGACUGUGUUUCAGUAAGUUUACUUAUGAUUAAACACUACAAUGAUAAAAUAUAUCGGUAAUUUUCAGGUUAAUUUUCUCCAUUUAACUUUAGUGGCAAUUUCUAUUACGUAAAUAUUUAUAAUACGAAGUAUAUUGAUUAAUAUUGUCAUGAGGAAUUCGUUCACAUUUCUCCUGAAACGUGGCUUUUUGAGCUAUCACUCUACUACACGUUUGAUGAU
This is a messenger RNA of Hyposmocoma kahamanoa, 2422 nucleotides long. RefSeq names its product leucine-zipper-like transcriptional regulator 1. The record is from RefSeq and is a predicted model, not a curated record. The transcript has 8 exons. Bases 134 to 1705 code for a protein of 523 amino acids. NCBI's taxonomy places the organism in Eukaryota, Metazoa, Arthropoda, Insecta, Lepidoptera, Cosmopterigidae. Gene Ontology annotation, molecular function: protein binding.